This is a messenger RNA of Colletotrichum spaethianum, 1770 nucleotides long. Its product is annotated as DNA polymerase theta. The coding region runs from base 1 to 1770 and encodes 589 amino acids. The record is from RefSeq and is a predicted model, not a curated record. Gene Ontology annotation, molecular function: ATP binding; nucleic acid binding. NCBI's taxonomy places the organism in Eukaryota, Fungi, Ascomycota, Sordariomycetes, Glomerellales, Glomerellaceae. The transcript has 7 exons.
AUGUUGAAGAGGGUACUCGGGGACAGGAAUGCCAAGGUCCUCCUGGUCCUGCCCUACGUCGCACUCGUGCAAGAAAAGGUUCGUUGGCUGCGAAACAUCGUUCAAGGAGCUUCAAAACCCAAAGACGAUAUUGAGGAUGAGAAACGCGUCUGGAGGCGCCGGGCCGAUGAAGACUCGAUCAGAGUCAUUGGCUUUUUUGGAGGAAGCAAGAUCAAGCCUACCUGGUCCGACUUUGAUAUCGGAGUCUGUACAAUCGAGAAAGCCAACGCGCUCGUCAAUACGGCGAUUGAUGAUUGUUCGAUUAAGCAUUUGAAGGCAGUCGUUCUGGAUGAACUCCACAUGAUCGACGAUGAUCACCGUGGCUAUCUUAUGGAAUUGAUGGGAACCAAACUGCUCACCUUGCCUCAGCCGGUACAGAUCAUUGGGAUGAGUGCUACCAUGUCUAACAUCAACCUCCUGGCUAGCUGGCUCAGUGCUCACUCGUAUGAGACACGCUAUCGCCCAGUGCCGAUCGAAGAGCAUCUCGUCUAUGAAGGCAACAUCUAUCCAGCCGCAACGACGAGCGAGCUACUCAAGACAGCCAGUCAUUUGAAAACGGGAACGCAGCCAACACAACAGGCUUCCAGGGCGACAAGACGGAUUGAGCCAUCCAGCCAUAAGGAGUUCCAAGAUCCGGUAUUGAACGCGGUCGUCUCACUCGCCAGCGAGACAGCCAGGGCUGGAUAUGGAGCCCUGGUGUUUGCCAGCAGUCGCUACGGUUGUGAAUCCGAUGCUCGAUGGAUUGCCAGAGUCAUGCCGACACAAGACGAGCUCGACCCUACCCUGCUCGAGAAACGCAUUGAUUUACUUGCUGAGCUACGUAGCCUUGGGACGGGCCUUGACCCAGUACUCGAGGAGACCGUACCGAUGGGUGUGGCUUUUCAUCUCAGACCGGCACGAAGAGUCAUCCUCCAUAAUGCCCGCAUGGGCCGAGAUUUCGUCGGGCCCUCCAUGCUUCGGCAAAUGCGUGGACGAGCCGGCAGAAAGGGGAAGGACGAAGUCGGGGAGACUUACCUGUGCUGCCGAAAGGACGACCUUGAACAGGUAGUCGACCUGAUGCAUGCUGAAAUGCCUCAGAUCACAAGCGGUCUAAUGACAGACAAGCAACGUAUUCAGAGGGCUCUACUAGAGGUCAUCGCCGUGCGGUUAGCCACAAGCAGAGAUGCCCUCGAUGAAUACAUCAGCAAGACACUGCUGAGUCACUCUGGCUCCUUCGAGUCUCUCCAGAACUGCGUUGAACCAACGAAACUAGGCAAGGCAAUUGUAGCUUCUGCUCUAGAUCCCGAUGAUGGAGUGUUCAUCCACAAAGAGCUGGGAAGGGCACUCCAGGCAUUUGUCAUGGAUGGAGAGAUGCACAUCCUCUACACAUUCACUCCCGUCCAGAACUAUGGUACCAACAUCAACUGGCAAGUAUUUCGGAACGAGACGGAGAACCUCGACGACAGCGGUCAUCGAGUUCUCGGGUUUCUCGGACUCAAACGUGCUGUGAUCAACCGACUGGCACAAGGUAGUACACUGAAGGAAACGACUGCCGAAGAAAAAGAAACGAUGCGUGUGCACCGUCGGUUCUACAUGGCAUUUCAGUUACGAGACCUGUGCAACGAGAUGCCCAUCCACGCAGUUGCGCGCAAGUACGACGUGCCCCGGGGCGCUGUCCAGACUCUCGCGCAGACGUGCCACGGGUUUGCGGCCGGGAUGAUCAAGUUCUGCGAACAUAUGGACUGGGGGUAA